Molecule: messenger RNA, 4283 nt
Organism: Megalops cyprinoides (Indo-Pacific tarpon)
Lineage: Eukaryota; Metazoa; Chordata; Actinopteri; Elopiformes; Megalopidae
Gene: rad50
Product: RAD50 homolog, double strand break repair protein
Exons: 26
Coding region: 97-4035 (1312 amino acids)
Biological process (GO): telomere maintenance via telomerase; double-strand break repair; telomere maintenance via recombination
Cellular component (GO): nucleus; Mre11 complex; condensed nuclear chromosome
Molecular function (GO): G-quadruplex DNA binding; single-stranded telomeric DNA binding; double-stranded telomeric DNA binding
Source: RefSeq, a predicted model, not a curated record
GUCAGAGCGUAAGAACGUCAAGAGGCGGCAAAGGAGACAGUGGGUACCUUCACUUUCAAAACAAAUACUUGCUGUAAGAAGACAAACAGGAUCAAGAUGUCCAAGAUCGAGAAGAUGAGCAUUCUUGGAGUGAGGAGUUUUGGAGUGGAGGAUAAGGACAAGCAGGUUAUAUCGUUCUUUACCCCCCUGACAGUGCUGGUGGGACCCAACGGGGCAGGCAAAACGACCAUCAUUGAGUGUCUUAAGUAUGUCACAUCAGGAGACUUCCCACCAGGCAGUAAAGGAAGUACCUUUGUUCAUGACCCAAAGGAUGCCCACGAGACGGACGUGCGGGCCCAGAUCCGGCUUCAGUUCCGAGACGUCAACGGGGAGCAGGUGGCCGUCCAGAGGUCCAUGCAGAGCACCCAGAAGGGCAAGAGGGCCGAAUUCAAAACCCUGGAGGGCGUCAUCACCAGGAUCAAGCACGGGGAGAAAGUCAGCCUGAGUUCAAAGUGCGCAGAGAUCGACCGGGAGAUGAUCACCGCCCUGGGGGUUUCCAAGGCUGUCCUCAACCACGUCAUCUUCUGCCACCAGGAGGAGUCCAAUUGGCCGCUGAGCGAAGGGAAGGCCCUCAAGCAGAAGUUUGACGACAUCUUCUCCGCUACAAGGUACAUCAAGGUGCUGGAGACGCUGCGGCAGCUGAGGCUGAAGCAGUCCAGCUGCGUCAAGAACUGUCAGAUGGAGCUCAAGUACCUGAAGCUGAACAAGGAAAAGGCCCAGGAGAUCCGCGACCUGCUGGCCACCAAGGAGACGCAACUGGCCGCCUCCAAGGAGAGCGUGCAGCGCAUCGAGGGCCAGAUCGACCCGCUGGAGAACCGACUGAUUGAAAUUGAUAAUAAUCUAAGGAAAGUGAUGAAUCUGGACAACGAUAUCAAGGCCCUGGAAAGCAGGAAGAAGCAAAUGGAGGAGGACAAUCGGGAACUGGAGGAGAAGAUGGAGCAGGUGUUCCAGGGCUCGGACGAGCAGCUGCAGGAGAUGUACCAGAACCACCAGAAGACCGUGCGGGACAAGGAGAGGCGGCUGGCCGAGUGCCAGAGAGAGGUGGAGCGGGCCGGCCGCGACUGCCAGAGACUGAACCGCGUCAAGUCCGACCUGCUGGUGGAGCAGGGGGGCCUGCAGCAGGAGGCAGACCGCCACGCACAGAGCAUAAAGAGUCGCGACUCCCAGGUGAAAGCCCUGGCCUCCUACCUGGAGAUGGAGGGCUAUGAGAGAACGCCCUUCACUGAGCGGCAGCUCAGGAGCUUCCACCAGCAGGUGCAGGAGAGGCUGGCCCGGGAGACCAAGACAGCCAAUCAGGUCAUGAGUGAUAUGCAGGAGAAGGAAGCAAUGAAACAGCAGAGCAUUGACGAAAUUCGAGACAAGAAGACUGGGCUGGAGAGGACCAUCGAGCUGAAGAAGGACCUGCGGGACAGGAAGCAGCAGGAGCUGAGGAACGUGAAGGGGGACCUGCAGAGGCUGGAGGGGUCGUCCGCCCGGCUGCAGGAGCUGGAGCAGGAGCUGGCCAAAGCGGAGCGGGAGCUGGAGAACACGGUGCAGAGCUCCAACGUGGACGGGCUGAAGGCGGAGGUGCAGGAGCUGCAGAGGGAGAAGGCGGAGUUGGACAAAGCCCAGCGCAAGCUCGACCAGGAGAUGGAGACGCUGAACGCUCACACCAAGACCAGGACGGAGCUGGACAUGCUGAAGAAGGACAAGAUGGAUAAGGAGGAGCAGGUGCGGAAGAUCAAAUCCAGGCACAAUGAUGACCUGGUGUCCCUGAUGGGUUACUUUCCCAACAAGAGGCAGCUGGAGGACUGGAUCCAUGGCAAGAACAAAGAGAUUGGCACCACUAGAGACAAGCUCUGCAAGCUUAAUAAGGAUCUGGCCUCGGGUGAGCAGAAUAAGAGCCACUGCACUGCGGAGAUCAGACGGAAGGAGCAGCAGCUGGCCAGCUACGAGGAGCAGCUCUUCAACGUGUGCGGCAGCCAGGACUUCCAGUCCGACCUCAGCAAGCUGCAGGACGACCUGGAGAAAUGCUCCAAACAGAGAGCGAUGCUGGCGGGCGCCACGGCGGUCUACACCCAGUUCAUCAGCCAGCUGACGGAGGGGGGCGAGCCCUGCUGCCCCGUGUGCCAGCGCACCUUCCCCUCGGAGGCCGAGCUCCAGGACGUCAUCAACGACAUGCAGUCCAAGCUGCGCCUGGUGCCGGACAAGCUGAAGAACACGGAGCAGGACCUGAAGAGGAAGGAGAGGAGGCGGGAUGAGAUGAUGGCCCUCAAACCCAUCAGGCAGUCCCUGUCUGAGCUCCAGGAGAAGGAUCUGCCGGAGCUUCGCAACAAACUGCAAGGCAUCAACCGUGAGAUCGAGCGCCUGAAGGGGGACAUCGAGGAGCAGGAGACCGUGCUGUCCAUGCUGACGUCCGAGGAGGACACGGCCAAAGCCUGCCUGCAGGACAUCUCCCUCAUGGACAGAUACCUGCUGGACCUGAGAGACGUGGAGAGGAAGAUCGCCCAACAGACGGGCAAGCUCCAGGGGGUGGAUCUGACGCGAACCGUCCAGCAGGUCAACCAGGAGAAGCAGGAGACACAGCACCGCCUGGACACCAUUUCCAGCAAAAUGGACCUGAAGAGGAAGCUGAUCCAGGAUCAGCAGGAGCAGAUCCAGGCCCUGAAGAGUGCAGUGAACGAGACCCUAGCUGAGAAGCUGCAGAUCUCCAGCAACAUGCAGCGGCAGCAGCAGCUGGAGGACCAGUGCGUGGAGUUCUCCACCGAGAUCCAGGCCCUGCAGAGAGAGAUCCGGGAUGCUCAGGAGCAGGCCGCCCCCCUGGCUGCCACGCUGGAAAAGCUCCAGCAGGAGAAGCAGGAGCUCAUUGGCCGCAGGAAGCAGAAGCAGGAGGAGGGGCAGGAGAAGAUAAACGGCAUUAAGGAGCGAGCCAGAAACAUUGCGGUCCAUGAGAAGGAGAUUGAGACAUACAUUAAAGAGGGGAAAGAUGAAUACAAAGAGCAAAAAGAGGCAGAGCUGCAGAGGACGAGCACCCAGCUCCACGAGGCCGAGAAGCAGCGGGAGAAGAUAAACGAGGACAUCGGGAACAUCCGGCAGGACAUUGACACACAGAAGGUCCAGGAGCGCUGGCUGCAGGACAACCUGACGCUGAGGAAGCGCAUGGAGGAGCUGCAGGAGGUGUCUGAGAAACGGGAGGCCCUGCUGAAGGAGAUGGGGACCAUGCAGGUCCUGCAGCUGCGAACUGAGCGCAGGGAGGCAGAACGCCGCCUGGAGGAUCUGAAGAAGAACCGCAGCCUGGCGCUCGGCCGGCAGAAGGGCUUUGAGGAGGAGAUCCUGCGCUUCCGCAAGGAGCUCCGAGAGGAUCAGUACAACCAGGCCGACGAGCGCUACCGCGACAAGAUGAUCGUCAUGCGCACCACCGAGCUGGCCAACAAGGACCUGGACAUCUACUACAAGGCCCUCGACCAAACCAUAAUGAAGUUUCACAGCAUGAAGAUGGAGGAGAUCAACAAAAUCAUCCGGGACCUUUGGCGCAGCACCUAUCGGGGGCAAGACAUAGAGUACGUGGAGAUCCGCUCCGACGUGGACGAGAACGCUUCGGCGGGAGUGAGGAGGAGGACCUACAACUACCGCGUGGUGAUGGUGAAAGGUGACACAGCACUGGACAUGAGGGGGCGCUGCAGUGCCGGGCAGAAGGUCCUGGCCUCCCUUAUCAUCCGCCUGGCUCUGGCAGAGACCUUCUGCCUCAACUGCGGGAUUCUGGCCCUGGAUGAGCCCACCACCAACCUGGACCGAGAGAAUAUUGAGUCCCUGGCACACGCCCUUGUGGAGAUCAUCAAGAGCCGCUCCAAACAGCGCAACUUCCAGCUGCUCAUCAUCACCCACGACGAAGACUUCGUGGAGCUCCUGGGGCGCUCCAACUACGUGGAGCAUUUCUACAGGAUCAAGAAGAACAUCGACCAGUGCUCUGAGAUCUCGAAGUGCAGCGUGGCCUCCCUCAACUCCUACCUGCAUUAACCACUUUAGCGCACCAGAGCUCCGGCUGUCACUCCACAGACUGUUUGGCUGGGCUCCAUCUACUCACAGCACUGACCCAGUGCUCUACGGGGCCGCUCUGAGCCGUUCGGGCUCCACAGCUUGGGUUUUGUCUGUUGCCUCUUUUUCCCUGACCCCGUUUUUUGCAUUUCUGUUAAUCGUUCUGUGAAUUGUUCUGCCAAAUGUAGGGUUUUUUUUCUCCACAAAUUCAGAUGAUUUCAUUGUAUUUU